CAUGUCUGAAUUCCAGAUUCUCUUCAUUUAGGUAAAACUGUGUUGGAAACUUCCUGUACUUUAAACUAUCAAAAAAAAAUUUAAAAAGGAAAGAAAGGAAAAAUCAGAAAAGAAACAAGCAACAUCCAGCACUGGAUCUUUCUACGUUCAGGAUCUCAGCACUAAAACUGGAGAUGUUAAAACAAUGAAAAACUCCCUCCCUCUGGAGCACUGCAUUGCAGCCAUGACAUCUGCUCUGGUCAUCCAUGGAACGUAUGUUGCAGACUGCUGCUGAACUGUUAUGACAUGUCUCUAGCAAUCAGAAAGAAAAGCUGGGAAGAGCAUGUGACCCAGUGGAUGGGAUUGGCUUUGGAGUCUGUGGAGUAUAAUACAGCAUGUCGUCAUGGACUCGUAGCUGAUAACUUGCAGACAAGUAUGGAAAAAGAUGAGGUUUUGGAAGUGGACCGGAAAGAAAAAUGCACUUCAUUUCCAGAAUGCUGUGGAGAGCUGAUUGGCUUCCCUGCAAAACAGCUGGGAAGUGUUUCAAAGGAGGUGGAUGAAAAUUAUAAUCAUGAGGAUGAAGAGCAUUUUCUGGAGGCCAGCACAGAAACUCUAGUCCAUGUGUCUGAUGAUGAUGAUGACUACCCAGCACUUCACCUGGUUAGUGUUGAUUACCAUAUCACUGCCACAGAAAAAGAACCAGGUGAUGAAGAAAAGAGUUUAAGUGGAGCAGGCUCCUUAACAGAGAUGGUACUAAUAACCGAGGCUAACAAGGCAGCUGAAGUAUGUGGAAUAACUGAAGAUAUAAGAAAGGAACCUGGCUGUGCUACAGGUCCUAAAGAGGAGAAGGAAGAAGAUGUUUGUAGCAGUAUUGGCCAAAGCCUGGAGCUUUGUAAUUAUGAAAGCUUAAAUAAAGUAGUAGAUGUAGAAGAAGAAAAUUGUUCUAAUUCUCAAAAUGUGAAAGAAAUUAUUAUGCCUGAGAAGCAGCUGCUUCAUAGUGCUGUAAUUGCACAACAGCGACGGAAAUCUGAUGCUUUUAAAGAUGGGCUUGGAAAGUCUGACUGUAAUGUGGUAGAGAGUGGGAUUUCUUCUGAAUCAUGCAACAGCAAUGAUAGACAAUUGUGUUCAUCAGUGGAAUCCAGUGACUGCCUUAUACCAACUUCUCCUUCCACUUGCAUUCCAGUGGUAGAAAAUGGUCUGGAUGAAAGUAUUUUCACAGAACCUCAAGUGAUCUCUGAAAACAAAUGCCUUUCAAAUGCCAGUUCAGCAGAAGACAUUCAGUGUUUACAUGUGAGGAAUCAUUUGACCACACAAGAAUAUCCAGACAGUCAAGUGAAACUACGCAAAAGAAAGGAGAUAACAGAAGAUUGGGAUCGAUCACGACUGGAUUCAAUGGUGCUGUUAAUUAUGAAACUGGACCAGCUUGACCAGGAUAUUGAAAAUGCUCUCAGUGUAGGCUCUUCCCCAUCCAGCACCCCAACAUACAAACGGAGGCAUAUACCUGAUGUUGAAUCUGGUUCUGAAAGUGGAGUGGAUGUUGCUUCAGUAAGCCACUCACAAACAAACUUGUCUCCUAGCAUCCAUGCUCCUGACCUAGCAUCUCCCUGUUUGGUAGCCAGCUCUGGAGCUAAGCCAAAGACUGGGGCUAUGCCAGUUAUUUCAGAGAAGGAGAAGGCUGAAAUCGAGGCCAAGGAAGCUUGUGACUGGCUACGGGCUGCUGGGUUCCCACAGUACGCACAGCUUUAUGAAGAUCUCCUUUUUCCAAUUGACAUUGCUCUAGUCAAGCGAGAGCAUGACUUCCUGGACAGAGAUGCUAUUGAGGCAUUAUGCAGGCGCUUAAAUACUUUAAACAAAUGUGCAGUGAUGAAGCUAGAAAUUAGUCCCCACAGGAAGAGGAGCGAAGACUCGGAUGAAGAUGAACCUUGUGCUAUAAGCGGCAAAUGGACUUUCCAGAGGGACAGCAAGAGGUGGUCGAGGCUUGAAGAGUUUGAUGUGUUUCCUCCAAAACCGGACUUGAAUACCUCCUCCCUGGAAGCUCCUCACCUUACUAACACAGCAAGCCGUGAGAGCGUGCUAACAGAUCUCAGUGAGCGCCAGGAGGUGGCUUCCAUUCUGAGCACCAGCAGCACCAGCAGCCACCAACCAACUCUGCAGAGUGAGGCAUCUACCACCAGGACAAACUCUGUCGUGAGCGUUUGUUCCUCAAGCAAUUUUGUAGCGAAUGAUGACUCAUUCAGCAGCCUGCCUUCGCCCAGGGAGCUGAAUAGCUUCAGCUUCAACACAAAAGCCAAUGAGAAGAACACCAAGUCUAAAACAAAGAGCCUGCUCAAGAGAAUGGAGAGCCUGAAAAUCAAGAGCUCUCACCAUAGCAAGAGCAAGGCUCCUUCAAAGCUUGGCCUUAUUAUUAGCGGACCCAUCCUGCAGGAGGGCAUGGAUGAAGAUAAACUAAAGCAACUUAACUGUGUGGAGAUUUCUGCCCUCAACGGCAAUCACAUCAGCCUGCCCAUGGUACGAAAGAGAAGCGUCUCCAAUUCCACCCAAACCAGCAGCAGCAGCAGUCAGUCAGAGACAAGCAGUGCUGUCAGCACACCCAGUCCUGUCACACGGACACGCAGCCUCAGUGCCUACAACAAAAGGGUAGGCAUGUACCUGGAAGGCUUCGACCCCUUCAACCAGUCGACGUUCAGUGACGUGAUGGAGCAGAACUUCAAGAACCGGGGAAGCUUUGCAGAAGACACUGUGUUUUUUAUCCCCGAAGAUCAUAAGCCUGGCACUUUUCCCAAAGCACUCUCCAAUGGCAACUUCUCCCCAACAGAAGGCAAUGCAUCUGUGAACUGGAGGACAGGGAGUUUCCAUGGACAUGGCCAUCUUGCUCUUCGGAGGGAAAACAGUGGUGACAGCUCCAAAGAACUGGGCAUGGGGAAAAGGCGCAACUCCUCCAGCUCAGUGAGCAGCCGCCUGAGCAUUUAUGACAAUGUGCCAGGCUCGAUCCUGUAUUCCAGUACGAGUGACCUAGCCGACCUCGAAAAUGAAGACAUAUUCCCAGAACUAGACGACAUCCUGUACCAUGUCAAAGGCAUGCAGAGAAUAGUAAACCAAUGGUCAGAGAAGUUCUCAGAUGAAGGAGACUCUGACUCGGCGCUUGAUUCCAUCUCCCCAUGUCCGUCCUCUCCAAAGCAGAUCCACCUCGAUGUAGAUAACGAUCGAACAACACCAAGUGACCUGGAUAGUACGGGCAAUUCACUAAUCGAAACAGAGGAGCCCACAGGGAUGCAGGACAGGAGGGACUCUGGGGUGGGCGCAUCGCUGACACGUUCCAGCAGGCACAGGCUGAGGUGGCACAGCUUCCAGAGCUCCCACCGGCCCAGCCUCAGCUCAGCGUCACUGCAGAUCAACUCCCAGUCCGUGACACAGAUGAACCUGCUGCAGAAGUACUCUCUUCUGAAGCUGACUGCUCUCCUGGAGAAGUACACACCUUCCAAUAAGCAUGGUUUCAGCUGGGCAGUGCCAAAAUUUAUGAAAAGGAUAAAGGUGCCGGACUAUAAAGACCGAAAUGUGUUUGGGGUACCGCUGCAAGUCAACGUCCAGCGCACGGGGCAGCCUCUCCCACAAAGCAUCCAGCAAGCCAUGCGGUACCUCCGCAACCACUGCCUGGAUCAGGUUGGACUGUUUAGGAAAUCUGGAGUCAAAUCAAGAAUUCAGGCUUUGCGUCAAAUGAAUGAAAGUUCAGCAGACAGUGUCAACUACGAAGGCCAGUCUGCUUACGAUGUAGCAGACAUGUUAAAGCAAUUCUUCCGUGAUCUCCCUGAGCCUCUCAUGACCAACAAACUCUCCGAGACCUUCUUGCAGAUAUACCAGUAUGUGCCAAAGGAUCAGCGUCUCCAGGCUAUCAAGGCUGCCAUUAUGCUUUUACCCGAUGAGAACAGGGAGGUCCUCCAGAUUCUUCUCUAUUUCCUGAGUGAUGUCACAGCAGCAGUGAAGGAAAACCAGAUGACACCAACAAACCUGGCUGUCUGCUUAGCACCUUCCCUCUUCCAUUUAAACACUCUCAAAAGAGAGAAUUCUUCCCCAAGGGUAAUGCAAAGAAAACCAAGCCUGGGAAAACCUGAUCAGAAAGACCUGAAUGAAAAUCUGGCUGCAACCCAAGGGCUAGCUCAUAUGAUUGCUGAAUGCAAGAAGCUCUUUCAGAUACCCGAAGAAAUGAGCAGGGGCCGGAACUCAUACACAGAGCAGGACCUACGUCCCCUCAGCCUGGAGGAACUCCGGGGUGGCAGCAGCACUGCUGAACCCUCCGACUACCACUGCUACCUCCAGGACUGCGUGGACGACUUGUUUAAAGAGAUGAAGGAGAAGUUUAAAGGGUGGGUCAGCUGCUCCACCUCAGAGCAAGCAGAGCUGGCCUACAAGAAGGUAUGCGAAGGUCCUCCCCUCCGGUUAUGGAAAACUACCAUUGAAAUCCCAGCUACACCAGAGGACAUUUUAAAUCGUUUACUUAAAGAACAGCACCUGUGGGAUGAAGAUCUUAUAGAUUCAAAAGUAAUCGAACCUUUGGAUAGCCAGACAGAUAUAUACCAGUAUGUCCAGAACAGCAUGGCACCUCACCCAGCCAGGGACUUUGUAGUCUUAAGAACGUGGAGGACAAACUUCCCCAAAGGAGCUUGUGUGCUUCUAGCAACUUCAGUGGACCAUGACCGUGCUCCGGUGGCAGGUGUUAGAGUCAAUGUGCUCCUCUCUAGAUAUCUGAUUGAGCCCUGCGGGUCAGGAAAAUCUAAACUUACCUACAUGUGCAGAAUUGAUUUAAGGGGCCACAUGCCAGAAUGGUACACCAAGUCUUUUGGACACUUGUGUGCAUCUGAAGUCGUUAAGAUACGAGACUCUUUCAGUCAUCAGAGUCUUGAGAGCAAGGAAAUAAAAUCCAGGUGACUACUGAAGAGGAACAGCCACGUGCUCCACACCUCAGCAACCUAGAUAUUACCCAAAACUGAGGCUCAUCCACUGCAGACCAGACUAGUGUACCAUCUGCACGUCAUGUCAUGAAGGGGUGACAGCGUGAGAACUUGACUGUGAGCAUUCCUAUAGGACUGUGGCCAUACACUUUAAAGCUGCUUCCUGUCCGUGUAAGGUCUAUAGUGUAGGCCUCGACUGGAAUACAUAGGAGGACUGUGCAAAAAAAAAAAAAAGAAGUACUAUGAGAUGGUUUGAAUUGCUUCUGAGAAGCAAAUUUCUUUAAAUGCAAAA
Molecule: messenger RNA, 5217 nt
Organism: Colius striatus (speckled mousebird)
Lineage: Eukaryota; Metazoa; Chordata; Aves; Coliiformes; Coliidae
Gene: DLC1
Product: DLC1 Rho GTPase activating protein
Exons: 18
Coding region: 286-4902 (1538 amino acids)
Biological process (GO): regulation of Rho protein signal transduction; signal transduction; actin cytoskeleton organization
Cellular component (GO): focal adhesion; membrane raft
Molecular function (GO): lipid binding; GTPase activator activity; protein binding
Source: RefSeq, a predicted model, not a curated record